Messenger RNA from Drechmeria coniospora, 1911 nucleotides. RefSeq lists its product as uncharacterized. Lineage: Eukaryota; Fungi; Ascomycota; Sordariomycetes; Hypocreales; Ophiocordycipitaceae. The transcript is spliced from 3 exons. The record is from RefSeq and is a predicted model, not a curated record. Bases 1 to 1911 code for a protein of 636 amino acids.
AUGGCUCUGCCGAGGGAGUCGACGUUCCUGCCGACCAUCAAAUGUUCGAUAUGCGGCCACCAAGUCGAGAUUUCGAGGAUGGGAGACCACCUCUGCGGAAUGCCGACGGACGAGACAUCGUCUCCGUCGGACGCCUACGCCAAGUUUGACAUCCAAUUCAGCGAAGCACCAAACGAUCGAUACCAUCGCACGUCGCCUCUGGUAGGCACCGAUGCCGCCUCGGACCGAACCUUUCUCCACGGCGGCCCGCCGACGGCACGGAAGCCAUCGCUCGCCUCUCGCCCCGUAUCGCCGAUAUCUGCCGACGGGAGCUACAGUCCGAUCGCGCGGGACGACGAUUACUUUGCUCCCUCGCCCAUCCACUCGCCCAACCUCGGAGGCUACGGCGGCUUCGGGACCCAAUUUCGGAAAGCGAGCGGCAGCCAGGGCGGCCAGGCUGCCGGUGGAUACGUGAACCGCACAAAUGCCACCACGUCCGACUUUGUCGACGGCAGCUACCGGCCGGAACCCGCACGAAAUGCCUUCCCCGCACGCAAGGACUCGCUGGCGGCCCACGAUGGGCCCUCCGGAUGGGGCCAUGCUCGAACCAAGUCCCGACCGGAGGCGAGCCCCUCCCGUCGCGCCGAGGCGACGCCGCCGCAGCCGCCGAGGAAGGAUGGUUACGGAGGCUUCGGCCGACCGUCAAACGCGUCCGAUCGGUACGAGCACAAGACGGCGGCCUCCCUCGGCACCUCGCCGCCCGGCUCGUCCCACGGGCCCGCGGCGCGCAACGACAGGUCGAGAAGCCCUGGGAGGAGACUCCUCCCCGACACGUCGAGGAGGCCUCCGCCCCCGACGAGCCUGCUGGCCAAGCACGUGCCCAAGAACUCGGGCACCGUCGAUUUGGCGGCCGAGUUUGGCGUCGGAAACCCCUACCACACGCCUUCCAACUCGACAUCGUCCGGGUACUCGGCCUCGAGCCAGCCGAGCCAGCCGAGCUCGCGGACGAGCCCGGCGCUGUCGGCGCAGUCGUACCGAACCAACGGCGGACGCGACGGCGACGAGCGAUGGGCCGAGGUCUCGCGGCCGAACGUGCACCGGUCGGCCGAGGCGGCGCACGCACCCCGGCACGCGCCGCUGCCCUUUGCCGACGCGCGCGUCGACCCGGCCAUCCAGCCCGGGCUGGACCAGAAGCUGCUGCCGUUGACGCCGAACAGCGCCUCGGCUCAGCGCGAGCACGAGUACACGCUGCCGCGGACGCGGUACGGCACCUCGCCGAACCGAGAGGCCGACUACAUGCUCUCGAGGCGGCGGGACGAAUCGGCCUCGCCGGCUCGGCACCAGAACCGCUCCCGGGACCAGACGAGAGCGCCGUCGAGGGGAGACUGCAAGGGCUGCGGGCAAGCCAUUUACGGCAAGAGCGUCUCGUCUGCCGACGGCAGGCUGACGGGCAAGUACCACAAGGCUUGCUUCGUCUGCACCAGCUGCUCGGAGCCCUUUGCGUCGGCCGAGUUUUACGUCCUCGACGACCGCCCCUACUGCGAGCUGCACUACCACCGGAUCAACGGCAGCCUGUGCGGAGGCUGCGGGCGGGGCAUCGAGGGACAGUACCUCGAGGACGAGGAGAGGAUCAAGUAUCACGUCGGAUGCUUCCAAUGCCUCGACUGCGGCCGGUCCCUGUCCGACGGCUACUACGACGUCGACGGCAGGUCCUACUGCGAGCGAGACGCCAACCGCAGGGCGGCGCAGGCGUCGUCGGAUGGCCGGUCGCCGAGCCCGCCGCGAGCCGACGACGGUUCGGCCCGGGCCAAGGGCGGCCAGCAUCGGGGCAUUCCCCCGCUGCCGUACGGCGGUCUUGCCGGUCCGGGCGGAUCCGAAACGAGCAAGAAGCCGGCACUGAGCAAGCGCAUGACGCGCUUCGGAAAGAUGUGA